AUGGAGUUUAUUUUGUUAUUUACCUUCAUAGGGUUAUCUCAGUGUUAUGCAAAUAAUUUUUAUUUCGAGAAUCACAAAUAUUGUGAUGAUCUGUCGCCAUAUUAUGGAUAUAUUGACUUGGAUCAAAUUUCUGGUAUUUGGUAUGGUGUCGAAAAAAUACCACACGUGAAAGGUGAAUAUAGAGUCGAACACACAAAUGAAUGUUUCUAUAUUGACAUAAAGGAGUUAUAUAUUCAGCCCACGCCGCCCACGCCCUACCCGCCCUUGACGAACUCGCCCUACGUAAAUAAGGCUUAUGGACUCCCUGAACAAUACAGGAUCAGGCAUUUUGUACUUGAGUGGCAUGAAGGCCUAUGGCAAGAUGAUUAUCACAUCAAAGUCAACACUUCACACAAAGGAUUCUGGCCCACUGACGUGCCAAACGGAUCUGUGGAGAGCAUGUACAGAUUCUUCGGGGGAGUGAUACAAGUACUGAAGGUGUCGCACAAUCAUCUCGUCCUUAACUUUUGUAUGAGACUGCCUCACUCUCAAAUGUACAGUGUUGUUCUUGCCAGAAACGAAAACCAGUUAACGCCUGAAGAUCUCUCCAGUAUUCACAAUAUAUUUUCUAUGAAAAAUCUUUCUACCUCUUCAUUAAAACGUGUCUGUGAAAAUUCAGCUUCAAACCUGAAUUUCUCGUUUUAUUCUAUGAUUACAUGUAUUUUUAUAUUUUUUAGAUCGCAAUAA
Molecule: messenger RNA, 726 nt
Organism: Pieris macdunnoughi
Lineage: Eukaryota; Metazoa; Arthropoda; Insecta; Lepidoptera; Pieridae
Source: the annotation of a GenBank genome assembly